AACCGGAGUUCGAAGACGAGAGCGAGAGAAGACGACCAACUCCUUCGAUUAAAGAUCUCUAACCCUAACCCUAGAGUUGGUGGACGUCUUCUCCCUCCCGAUCCGUCCCCCGGACGAUGGGGAUCGCCUCCCAGGACGCCAUCAUGCAGCUCUCCGCGCUCGUGGACGAAGUGGACGAGCCGUUGAAGGUUACGUUUAAGAAUAUACACAUGGGUUAUCCAAGUGAAACUUUGGUUCGGUUUCUUAAGGCUAGAGAGUGGAGCAUUCCUAAAGCACAUAAGAUGCUGGUGGAUUGUUUAAAUUGGAGGAUACAGAAUCAUAUUGAUAUCAUUCUAAAUAAACCUAUAAUCCCAGCUGAUUUGUAUAGAAAGAUUCGUGAUUCACAACUUGUAGGAAUGUCAGGAUACACAAAGGAUGGUCACCCUGUUUUUGCAAUAGGUGUUGGGCUCAGCACAUAUGAUAAAGCAUCAGUUAACUACUAUGUGCAGUCACAUAUUCAAAUUAAUGAAUACCGGGAUCGUGUAAUUUUGCCUGCUGCAUCUAAGAAGUAUGGGCGGCAUAUUGGCACAUGUGUGAAAGUUUUGGAUAUGACUGGUCUAAAGCUUUCAGCAUUGAACCAAUUAAAGUUAUUAACUAUCAUAUCCACCGUUGAUGACCUAAAUUAUCCAGAGAAGACAGAGACAUAUUAUAUCGUUAAUGCUCCAUAUAUAUUUUCAGCGUGUUGGAAGGUUGUGAAGCCUCUCUUGCAAGAGAGAACGAGAAGAAAAGUGCAGGUACUGCAAGGUUGUGGCAGAGAUGAGUUGUUGAAGAUAGUGGACUCGGCAUCUCUUCCCCAUUUCCGUAAGAGAGAAGGCUGUGGGUCAUCUCGACACUCGACUUCUCGAUCUGAUGACUGCUUCUCUUUGGACCAUCCCUUUCACCAACAGCUCUACAACUACAUUAAGCAGAAAGGUCAAGAAUAUGUGGCACUGUUGAAGCAAGGCUCCUUUCAUGUAGAUGUGCCUGAACCAGACCCCGAGGGAAUUAAGAUUGUGGAGACCAUCGAGUCGGAGAUGCAUAAGAUUGGCGAUCGGAAUGGACUCAACCACUCGCUGAGUGAUCUCAAGAUUGAUAGUGCGUGAAGCUGCUCUAUCCAGAAAUUAUCUGAAUGUAAUCAGCUGAUUCGCUCAUGUCCAAAAGUGCACCAGAUCUGAUCACUGGGUGAACCAGCUAUGCUUUGGUUAUUGUAGCAAGUCGUCCUUGGAGAUCCCUUGCAGGUUUAAUACCAAAGAAGCUGAAUAGUCUAAUUAGGGCGCAAAAUAUUUCAGCCAUGUAAGGGAGAAUAAGCCGGAGAGCACAUGCAAUUUCUAUAUCAUAGAAUAUAAACAUCUUUCACCA
This is a messenger RNA of Musa acuminata AAA Group (dessert banana), 1377 nucleotides long. RefSeq names its product phosphatidylinositol/phosphatidylcholine transfer protein SFH3. The record is from RefSeq and is a predicted model, not a curated record. Lineage: Eukaryota; Viridiplantae; Streptophyta; Magnoliopsida; Zingiberales; Musaceae. The coding region runs from base 117 to 1121 and encodes 334 amino acids. The transcript is spliced from 11 exons.